AUGAAUGUGGCAUUGGAAGCAGCGGCGCAUGGCAAACAGCUGGAUACAAUUGUAGAUAGCAUUACUCGCGAUGAAACGGACCCAUUCACGUUUUGGAUGGCUUUGUUGGCGUACAGUACUGAACACCCCGAAGCACAGGACAGGCUCAUUGCACUUGCAAAGGCGCUUCGUACACGUCAUGUUUGUAUGUUAGAUGGAGAGAAAUUAUGGGAGGAUUUGCCUAAGCUUAAAUGGGCACUCCGUGAGAACUUUGAGAUGUAUGACGACACGGAAGAUGAGCCUAACGAAUUUGUGAACACAAACAAAAUGUAUGCCAAGUGCGUGAAGGAAGGCAUUGUGGACACACUCAUGUUUGCAGUGAUUUGCUUUCGCACCGCAUUAGAAGAGAAAAAUGUCGGGGAUGCUGAGGUCCAGUUCAAGGCAUUACAUGCGUGGGUCGAAAUUGCCGGGGAUAUUUUAUACAAUGAAGGAAAGCCACAUUACGAAAGCUCUCCAUUAUGCAGGGGCGGUGCCUUAUGGAAAGGUGGCCCUGGGAUUACCAAAGAGCGUUGGGAAUUUUGGGGCAAACGCAUUGAGGAGCUCGGCUCCAAUUCGAAUACGAGUAAAUCUUUGCUAGAAUGCAUGAAGAAGAUAUCCUCAUGA
Messenger RNA from Malassezia vespertilionis, 642 nucleotides. RefSeq lists its product as uncharacterized. Bases 1 to 642 code for a protein of 213 amino acids. The record is from RefSeq and is a predicted model, not a curated record. NCBI's taxonomy places the organism in Eukaryota, Fungi, Basidiomycota, Malasseziomycetes, Malasseziales, Malasseziaceae. The transcript has a single exon.